Molecule: messenger RNA, 1901 nt
Organism: Cokeromyces recurvatus
Lineage: Eukaryota; Fungi; Mucoromycota; Mucoromycetes; Mucorales; Mucoraceae
Product: pyruvate decarboxylase PdcA
Exons: 2
Coding region: 34-1713 (559 amino acids)
Molecular function (GO): magnesium ion binding; carboxy-lyase activity; thiamine pyrophosphate binding
Source: RefSeq, a predicted model, not a curated record
UGUUAUUAAGUUUAUACUUAACUAAUAAACAACAUGCCUGCCAUUACUAUCGGUCAACAUCUUAUCAACCGUCUUAAGGAAGUUGGUAUUGACACCAUCUUCGGUGUUCCUGGUGAUUUCAACAUGCCUUUGUUGGAUAUCAUUGAAGAAGAUAAGGAACUCACCUGGGGUAACAAUGCUAACGAAUUGAACGCCUCUUAUGCUGCUGAUGGUUAUGCCCGUAUUCGUGGUGCUGGUGCUGUUGUUACCACUUUCGGUGUCGGUGAACUUUCUGCUGUCAACGGUCUUGCUGGUGCUUACUCUGAAAUGCUCCCUGUUAUCCACAUUGUUGGUACUCCCAACACCAAGUCUCAAGCUUCUGGUGCUAUGCUCCACCACUCUCUUGGUGAUGGUAACUUUGACGUUUUCCACCAAAUGUCUGCCAUGAUCUCUUGUGCUUCUUCUCACUUGAAGAAGAACAACGCUAUCACUGAAAUUGAUCGUGUUAUCUCCACUGCCGUCCGCUCCAAGCGUACUGGUUACAUUGGUCUCCCCAUUGAUCUUAUCCACUACGAAGUCAACGUUCCCGAACUUCCUCCUCUUUCUCUUGAAAUCCCCAAGAACCCCGUUCAAACUCAAGAACUCGCCCUCAAGGUCUGUCUUGAAGCCAUCUCCAAGGCCAAGCACCCCGUCAUCGUUGUUGAUGGUUGUGUCCUCCGUCACCACGCUGAAAAGAUCACUGAAGACUUCAUCAAGCGUUCUGGUUUCCCUACCUACGUUGCCCCCAUGGGUAAGGGUGCUGUUGAUGAAACUCUCCCUCAAUACCGUGGUUGUUACUCUGGUUGUGUCUCUCUUGAUGCCAUCAACGAAGAAAUUGAAAAGGCUGAUUUGUUCAUUGAAAUCGGUUCUAUCAAGUCUGACUUCAACACUGGUAACUUCUCUUAUGCUCUUGACCCCACCAAGACCAUCACCCUUCACUCCUUCGCCACCAUCGUCUUCUGUGCUGAAUACCAAAAGGUCUCCAUGUUGGAAUUCCUUCCUCUCUUGACCGCUGCUCUCCCCAAGGAACCCCGUGUCUUCAACCUCGGUCCUCGUCACCAACCUCUUGCCAUCCAAGAAGGUACUGAAAUCACUCACAACUACCUCUGGAACAAGGUCCCCGAAUUCAUUGAUGAAAACGCCAUCAUCUGUGGUGAAACUGGUACCUCCGAAUUCGCCACCUUGAACUUGAACGGUCCUAAGGGUGCCUCUUACAUCACUCAAUUCCUCUGGGGUUCCAUCGGUUUCUCCGUUGGUGCUGCUCUCGGUGCUGCUAUCGCUGACCGUAAGCGUCGUCUCUACCUCUUCGUCGGUGAUGGUUCCUUCCAACUCACUGCUCAAGAAAUCUCUGUCAUGCUCCACCACGGUCUUACCCCCGUUGUCUUCCUCUUGAAUAACGAUGGUUACACUAUCGAAAAGCUCAUUCACGGUCCUGAUAUGGCUUACAACAACUUCCAAAUGUGGAACUACAACAAGGCCCUCGACUUCUUCGGUGCUCACCUCGAACGUAACACCAAGGCUGGUUGCUCCAAGGUCGGUUUCGAAGGUAAGGUCUCCACUCGUGCUGAAUUCGAAGCUGUCAUGAAGGAUAUCCAAGCCCAACCCGACAAGAUGCACUUUGUCGAACUUGUCAUGCCCCGUAUGGAUGCUCCUCGUGAACUCGUCCGUCUUGUUGAAAAGUCUGAAAACCGUUAAAUUGGAUUUUCUCCCUUUCUUUAAGAAUUCAUUUUCUUUAUUUUUAUUUUAAUUUCUUUAUGUUAUAAUACUUUUUUUUUGAGCAUAUUAUUCCAUUAUUAUCAUUUUUAUCAUUUCUUUAUAGAUAUACUCAUUUUUCAUAUACGAAGAAAAUUUUGUAAUAAAAUUACAUAAUUUGUUUUAAUUCU